UCCGUUUAAGAAACGUUUUGCAACUGAAUCGGCGGAAUGAAUACCCAUAAACCAAGGAGGAGGAGCCAAGCCGUAAAAAGUACAUAAACUCUGCUAUUUAGCUAGCAAGCAUAUCCAUUUUUCACGCAUUUGUGGUUUAAAGUUUUGUUUUCACGAUGGCUGAUUAUAGAGGGAAAGCAACCGAUCAAAUGAAGCUAUGGAAAGAGGGCCGAAGCGCUCAGAGGCCAGACACCCUGACCACAGGGGCUGGUCACCCGGUAGGGGACAAGCUGAAUAUAAUGACCACAGGUCCCCAGGGGCCCCUCCUGGUGCAGGACACCCCGUUCAUAGAUGAGAUGUCACACUUCGACCGUGAGCGCAUCCCAGAGAGGGUGGUGCACGCCAAGGGAGGCGGAGCGUUCGGGUACUUUGAGGUGACACAUGACAUCUCUCGCUACUGCAAGGCCAAGGUGUUUGAGCAUGUGGGCAAGACCACACCUAUCGCCAUCCGCUUCUCCACUGUGGCUGGGGAAUCGGGCUCAGCCGACACAGUGAGAGACCCACGUGGCUUUGCAGUCAAGUUCUACACUGACGAGGGCAACUGGGACCUUACUGGCAACAACACCCCCAUAUUCUUUAUCAGGGACGCCAUGCUGUUCCCAUCCUUUAUCCACUCUCAGAAGCGCAACCCCCAGACUCACCUAAAGGACCCAGACAUGGUGUGGGACUUCUGGAGCCUGCGGCCUGAGUGUAUGCAUCAGGUGUCCUUCCUAUUCAGUGACCGUGGUCUGCCUGACGGCUUCCGCCACAUGAACGGCUACGGCUCCCACACGUUCAAGCUGGUCAACGCCGAGGGUCAGCCCGUCUACUGCAAGUUCCAUUACAAGACCGACCAGGGCAUCAAGAACAUGAAACCUGAGGACGCCGAGCGCCUGGCUUCCACCGACCCGGACUACGCCAUCCGAGACCUUUACACCUCCAUCGCCAACGGCAACUUCCCCUCCUGGUCCUUUUACAUCCAGGUCAUGACCUUUGAGCAGGCAGAGAAGUUCCAGUGGAACCCCUUUGACCUGACCAAGGUGUGGUCUCACGAGGAGUACCCCCUCAUUCCUGUGGGGAGGUUGGUGCUCAACAGAAACCCUGCCAACUACUUUGCUGAGAUCGAGCAGCUAGCCUUUGACCCCAGCAACAUGCCCCCGGGCAUCGAGCCCAGCCCUGACAAGAUGCUGCAGGGGCGUCUGUUCUCAUACCCAGACACACACCGCCACCGGCUGGGCGCCAACUACCUGCAGCUGCCCGUCAACUGCCCUUUCAGGACCCGUGUGGCCAACUACCAGCGAGAUGGGCCCAUGUGCAUGUUCGACAACCAGGCUGGAGCUCCCAACUACUUCCCCAACAGCUUCAGUGCUCCAGAGACCCAGCCGCAGCACAUGGAGAGCAGGUUCAAGGUGUCCCCAGAUGUGGGUCGCUACAACAGUACUGACGACGACAACGUCACACAGGUGCGUACCUUCUUCACGAAGGUGCUGAACGAGGAGGAGCGUCAGAGGCUUUGUCAGAAUAUGGCUGGUGCCCUGAAGGGAGCCCAAGUCUUCAUCCAGAAACGCUGGGUUCAGAACCUGAUGGCUGUGCAUGCAGACUAUGGAAACGGGGUCCAGGCCCGACUCAACGAUGCCGAGCCCAAGAAGGACGCUGUGAGAGUGUAUACCCUUGGAGGAGCCACUGCCAUCACUGCCUCCUCCAAGAUGUGAUGCCUUAACUUCCACCUGGUGGGGCACUUCCACCUGUUGCGCUUACCAGCCUGCUAUCCAAGAUCCUACUUCUAACCGUCCGUGAAUGCCAUAGCUAAUCAUGAUUUAAUAUUCCUCAGGCUACUUACAACAUUGUUCUAACGUGUUUGCUGUCCAUUUUGCCAAAGUUCACACAGAAAUGUAUGUAGUCAGACUGCAGCCCUAUGGGAGAAGAUCUGUCCCCAAACUACAUCUGUCAAAUAUACAGGUCUGCUGUCUGAAAUGUUUGUCAUUUUCAGUAUAGUGAUCCAUCUCUUCCCAAUUAUGUAUCGUUUGUGUGUCCAUGCUUCAUCGAAGCCCUGAUAGUUAGCUUAAAAGAGGUAUGUGUUAGCCUAUAUGCAAAAAAAAUGACAUUUAUCCUCGUUAAACAAACCACCAAUGUUUUCGAAUAAGAUUCAUCAUUAUUUUGCAGUUUAAACUUAAGUUCUCUUCAAAAGUGUUCCUGUGUUAAGGCCUACACCAUAUUCCUUGUUUAUAUUAGAAAUAGUUGCCGGCCAUCGAUCGGUGAGAAUGACUGUGAUUGAGUCAUGAAAGAAUGUUUGAGUCAUCGUACUCGCAGCCAAACCAACACAGCAGUGCCUUUUUGGUUAGAAACGUAUCCAUUAUAAAGGGUUUGCAAUGACUUUUAUGAAUAAUCUCAUGUACCAAAUGUCUUCUGUAUAUUAGUGUACAGACUCUGAAUCACUAAAGAGUUGUAUUAGGGCUGGGGAAACAAGAACCACUACUGUUUACUGUCCUUAUCCCUUCUCACAAAUCUCCCUACUCGUUUUCUAUGUUCCAGCGGAGCCCUGGACUGUUAGUGUUUCUGUGCUAGGUAGCAUUCCCCAUCACAUCGCCUGUCUGAAGAGAAGUGAUUUGUUAUAUUAAUAUGCAAUUGUGAACUUUGAACCACAAAAUAAGAUGCAUUAUUGAGUGCUUGAUCUUUCAAUUUAUGCUAAUAUAUCCAACGGCAAUGCUAUAUGUGUGGUUUUAGUGUCUGGUUUAAAGUAGGCCUAUCUUAACUCCAGGGUAUGCACACUUCAGUUCUAACGCAGGACUCCAGCUGAUUCUACCCAUCAAGCCCUUGAUUUGUUGGUGGAGGAGUGUUGCUACUGGGCUGGAACAAAAGGAAACAGCGUUGAAUAACCCUAGUCCUUUGUAAAUGCAUUGAGGAUUUUCACGAGGUUGUCAUCUGUGGUGCUAUUCAAGUCGUGAAUGGUGGUUUGUCCUUAGGUCUCAGCAUUUCAAGACAUUCAGUCCUCCCUCCCCCAUCUAGGUCCAAUAGAUUAUUUACAAAUACCAACUGACAGGACAGUGGUUAAGACGAUGACUAUAGAGUAAGCAUACCACUGCAAAGACACUCAACAGACUGAGGUAAGGGUAAAGAAUGGCCUAUUUCAUCUGUACAAAACAUUCCAAGCAGGUUCAUACUUAGUUUCCAUCAAUUAAAAUUAAACUGUAGGCCUACAUUGUCUGAAUGGUGAAUAGGUAGCUAGCAUUUUCUUCACUCUAACCAGUUGAUCAUAUUUCAUGUAAGUCGUGGGGGAAUGUAUAAGCUUUGUUUUAUAUUUUGCUUUAUAAUGUACGUGUUUAAACUUUGUCAGUUAAUCAAAAACAAAACAUCUCUCAAUUCAUGCAAGCCAUGGUAUCAGAACUGGGUUUUUUAAAUAAUAGAACAAUUAUUUCUAAUACUUUGUGCCUUGCCUGCCCUGGCUUAAUAAAGAUAUGUUGGUCAAUUUA
Molecule: messenger RNA, 3488 nt
Organism: Salvelinus fontinalis (brook trout)
Lineage: Eukaryota; Metazoa; Chordata; Actinopteri; Salmoniformes; Salmonidae
Gene: cat
Product: catalase
Exons: 11
Coding region: 156-1730 (524 amino acids)
Biological process (GO): hydrogen peroxide catabolic process; response to hydrogen peroxide
Cellular component (GO): mitochondrion; peroxisome; cytoplasm
Molecular function (GO): heme binding; catalase activity
Source: RefSeq, a predicted model, not a curated record